Lecanosticta acicola is the source of this 612-nucleotide messenger RNA. The record is from the annotation of a GenBank genome assembly. Lineage: Eukaryota; Fungi; Ascomycota; Dothideomycetes; Mycosphaerellales; Mycosphaerellaceae.
AUGCCAAGCCGCAUUCCGGAGGUUUGGGAGGAAUGGCAAGAAGCAAUGUCCCUUGCAGAUGACAACCCGCGAAGCCAACAACAACUCCUACAAACCAUAUCUGCUGCCCGCCGUCGUCGCAAUUCCCACGACACUAUCAAUACGACUUCCCCGCAGAAUUUCGGACCCGCCAGGACCAUGCCGUUUGUGUACAGUCUCAUGGAUCAACGCAGUCUUCAGGAUUACAUCCUCCGUUAUCCCGACUUCUGCGACUCUUCGCAUCCAGAGACGAUGCAAAAUUCACCGGAAGGGUUCGCAGAAGGGCUGUGUUUCUUGAGGGCUCUUCCUCGGAUUGUUCUAUCGGUCAAGGAUCAGGCGUCGAGAGAGGACAGGACGAAGACUUCUUCAUCAGGCAGUGGACACAGUGAUGGCUUUGUGGUGCAAUUCAGAGAGUGGCUAAAUCCAGGGCCGAACAGCAGGAACGGCGGACCUGAUGGGCAGAAUCUCGGCAGCCGGGCGGAAGGUGGAGACUCGUCGCAAUUGAGAACCUGUAUCGACAUGACCUUGGCGGCGUCGGAAGUGGUCUUGGACGAUCUGAUGGGGCGAAUUAUAACCGUGGAGGGUAUCAAAUAG